Molecule: messenger RNA, 1436 nt
Organism: Babjeviella inositovora NRRL Y-12698
Lineage: Eukaryota; Fungi; Ascomycota; Pichiomycetes; Serinales
Exons: 2
Coding region: 83-1330 (415 amino acids)
Biological process (GO): amino acid transmembrane transport
Cellular component (GO): fungal-type vacuole membrane
Molecular function (GO): L-glutamate transmembrane transporter activity; L-arginine transmembrane transporter activity; L-tyrosine transmembrane transporter activity
Source: RefSeq, a predicted model, not a curated record
GCCCUUUGACUCUAAACAGCAUUACAAGUUCUUUAAUCUGUUAAAUUGCCAAUUUCCACAUCUUUUGUAUCCUACUAUUGCAAUGACUGGUGCAACUACGACAUCUUCAACUAUCAACUUGACCAAGACUAUCAUUGGUUCUGGUAUGUUGGCAAUGCCCUUUGCUUUUAGAUCCGAUGGUUACAUUCUUGGAGGCCUCAUUACACUCAUCGCGGGGACCACUUCGGGGUUCGGUCUCUAUCUCCAAGCCCGUGCCGCGAAGUACGUGCCAGCGGGCCACGCGACAUUCUUUGCGAUCUGCCAGCAGACCUACCCCUCGCUCUCGGUCUUAUUUGAUUUUGCCAUUGCGGUGCAGUGUUUCGGAGUCGGAUUAAGCUACUUGGUGUUGAUCGGAGACUUGUUACCAACCGUGGUAGGGUACGGAUCCAGAGUCGACUGGAUCGUGCUCAGUUUGCUUGUGAGUGUUCCGUUGUGUUCCUUCAAAAACUUGGACUCGUUAAAAUACACCAGUAUCCUUGCGUUGGGGGCCAUUGCAUACAUGUUUUUGUUGGUCAUUGGCCAUUUUAUCUUGGACGACGUGAGACCGGCCUUGCGCGGGGAAACUAGCUUGCUCCCUGUGAGCGCUAGUGGCAUCUUCAGCACGUUCCCCAUCAUUGUGUUGGCGUUUACUGGCCACCAGAACAUGUUCACAGUCAUCAACGAGAUCCAGAACAAGUCCAUCCGCAACCUCUCCCGAGUCAUUGCCAUUGCCAUCACCACCUCCGUGCUUCUCUUCCUCGCCAUUGGCCUUGCGGGCUACUACUCCUUCGGCAACAAGGUUGUAGGGAACAUCAUUGUGAUGUACGAUGAGUCUUUGGUCACCAAGAUCGGUCAAGGUUCCAUUGCGUUAAUGGUGUUGCUUUCGUUCCCGUUGAUGUUCCACCCGUGUCGGGUUUCUGUUAACAACAUCUAUUUCUGGCUUAAAAGCAAGCCAAAGACCCCUGAGGCUGCCGGUUUAUUGGGGGAGACAGACCUGAUAGUCCCAUUGUCUGGCACCACGUUUGCGGUGUUGACUGCCGUUCUUCUCGCUGCCUCGUACGCGUUGGCUCUUUCCAUCACCUCGUUUGCGUUGGUUUUGGCCAUUGUCGGUGCCACGGGCUCCACGUCAAUCUCCUUCAUCCUUCCUGGCUUGUUUGGAUACAAGUUGGUUGGCAGAGAUAUCCUGCCGGUUACCGAAGUCCUGGAAUUUGUUGAAGAUUCAGUAGUGAAGAAGCUCAGCUUGGCGUUGGCCGUCUGGGGGGUGGUGGUCAUGGUUGUCUGCCUCUACUCGACGUUGGUGUUGGGGCAAUAAUAGAUUCUCUUCAAGGCGUCUGGACUAACUAUAUUGAACCUGUAAUUCACUUAUAUGAUUGACUCGAUUUCUACGUUAUUUUAUAUCCUUUUAAUCAUGCUCUGGG